This is a messenger RNA of Antrostomus carolinensis (chuck-will's-widow), 428 nucleotides long. Its product is annotated as LLP homolog, long-term synaptic facilitation factor. The record is from RefSeq and is a predicted model, not a curated record. Gene Ontology annotation, biological process: dendrite extension. Gene Ontology annotation, cellular component: nucleolus. The transcript is spliced from 2 exons. Bases 12 to 359 code for a protein of 115 amino acids. Gene Ontology annotation, molecular function: RNA binding. Lineage: Eukaryota; Metazoa; Chordata; Aves; Caprimulgiformes; Caprimulgidae.
CCCCGCAGGACAUGGCGAAGAGCCUGCGGAGCAAGUGGAAGAGGAAGAUGCGGGCGGAGAAGAGGAAGAAGAAUGCUCCCAGGGAGCUGGAGAGGCUGAAAAAAGGCCUGGGAGCCAACGCAGAUGUCGUCAUGGAGGAGGUCAAGGAGGUGGCGACCGUGCUGCCCGCCGAGAAAGUCCUCGAGCAGGGGGAUGACUGCAAAAUGGACAUAGAUAAUAAAAGAAACAAAAAAACUCUCCUAGACCAGCAUGGACAGUACCCAAUAUGGAUGAAUUCCAGGCAGAGAAAGAAGCUGAAGGCACAGCGUGUUAAAGGGAAAAAAAAAAAAUCAAAAUUGGCCAAAGGCCUAGUCUGGUAAAAUCAGAGUUUUGCAAGAUCAUGAUUAUUUUACUCACAAAAUAAAUAUCCCAGAUAAGUACAUGAUAUU